CCCUGCAGAUCGGCCGUAAGAGGACGGGGCUGUGUUUUGCUGCAUCCCAGACCUGGCGGAGGAGGGAAGAGAAAACGAGGGCUGCCAUGGCGGCUGUGGACAGCUUCUACCUCCUGUACAGGGAAGUUGCCAGGUCCUGCAGUUGCUACAUGGAAGCCCUCGCCUUGGUUGGAGCCUGGUACACGGCCAGAAAGAGCAUCACCAUCAUCUGCGACUUCUACAGCCUGGUCCGGCUGCAUUUUAUCCCCCGCCUGGGGAGCAGAGCAGACCUGACCAGGCAGUACGGACGCUGGGCUGUCGUCAGCGGGGCGACGGACGGCAUCGGGAAAGCCUACGCCGAGGAGCUCGCCAGCCGCGGUCUCAACGUCGUCCUCAUCAGCCGCAGCGACGAGAGGCUGCAGGCCGUCGCCAGAGGCAUCGCUGACACCUACGGGGUGCAGACCGACGUGAUAGUCGCCGACUUCAGCAGCGGCCGAGAGAUCUACGCACCCAUUCGCGAAGCCCUGAAAGACAAAGACAUCGGCAUCUUGGUGAACAACGUGGGUGUGUCUUACCCCCACCCCCAGUAUUUCACUCAGGUCCCAGAGGACAAGCUCUGGGACAUCAUAAACGUGAACAUUGCCGCCGCUAGUCUCAUGGUCCGGAUAGUGUUGCCUGGAAUGGUGGAGAGGAAGAGAGGCGCCAUCGUCACCAUCUCUUCCGGCUCCUGCUGCAAACCCACUCCGCAGCUGGCUGCGUACUCUGCUUCGAAGGCCUACCUGGACCACUUGAGCCGAGCGCUGCAGUACGAGUACACUUCGAAAGGCAUCUUCGUGCAGAGUCUGAUCCCCUUCUACGUAGCCACCAACACGGCUGCACCCAGCAGCUUCCUGCACAAGUGCCCCUGGUUGGUGCCUUCGCCGAAAGUGUACGCCCAUCACGCCGUCUCUACGCUGGGCAUUUCCACGAGGACCACAGGAUACUGGGCCCACUCUAUUCAGUUUCUUUUUGCACAGUAUAUGCCUGAGUGGCUCUGGGUGUGGGGAGCAAACAUUCUCAACCGCUCGUUCCGUAAGGAGGCCUUAACCUGCAGAGCUUGAAGCUGGGUGACCCCUGAGAAGUUUGGCCGAAUCAUGGUAACCUGCAGUCUUCUGCCGUCUGGAAAACCACGUUCCAUUUAUCCUGUGUUUUCUUUGAUUACUGAUUGCCUAGAUAGGUGAUGCGCCUCCUGCAAAGCAGACCUAAUUCUGCAGAGCGCUGUGAGAACACCUCAAGCGCCCAGGACCCCGGGCUGUGUGCACGCAGCGCCAGAAGCAUCGCAGCCACGCGGACGCCUUCAUUUCUGGGCUUCUUUUCAAGUUGUGUGAUUGAAGUUGCUGUCGGAGCCGGGCGAUCGAACAGAGACAUUACCUGACUCGUCAGCACUGGCUCCUAAGGGGAAUGGCCGUCUUCCCUUUACAGGUGACGGUGUCGGUUUUCGAAUGUCCAUCAGGAAAACCAACUGAAGUGUUACUUGUGACUGAAGCUGCUGGUAUUGUUAGCACUAAAGACCUGUGUGAUGUUGUGUAGCUGUCGCCGUGGGUCUGUGUGCGAGCGCUGCCCUUCAGCGGAGAUCCCAGUAGAGAACCGCGUGUGGAUGCGUGUCGUGUGUCUGUGUGUGUGGGCGGACGACGGGGUUACCUCAUAAGGAUUUGUCGGGGGGACUGAACUCGGAACGUCAAGGGCAUCAAGCAGUUGAAUCCUUUGCACUGUAAACAAGUGUGCCAGUUCUGUGCUGGAGUUUGCCACGUGUACUGCUUCCUGCGUCACGUUUUGUGUUUCCAAAUCCAUGGAAUAAAUUCCUUCCUAGAUGUGAAUGUGUAGUGGGUGACUCUGUCAGCUUUGGUUCGACAGAUAAUGACUGUGGGUGCGUAGGGGCUUCUCAGACUGUGCUGUACUUUGUAGCUGCAGUGGAGCCCUUUAGAGCUUGUUCUGUCUGAUUUCCACAUGCUUUUUAUGUAAUAUUAUUCUGUUCCGUAGCAUAUUGAUAGAAACAUCAAGUAUUUAUGGAAUAGUCGUUAAGAUAUGGACAAAUUAUGUGUGUGAUAUGUACCUGUUGAAAUAAGUAAGUUAGCUCAUUUCUGGUUCAUGUAGUGAAUUUAUGUACGACAGUGAGUGUUUUACCAGUAUGACUAUAAACAUAACGCCCACGAUUCGGGUUGGUGUUGAAA
This is a messenger RNA of Oryctolagus cuniculus (rabbit), 2189 nucleotides long. The record is from RefSeq and is a predicted model, not a curated record. NCBI's taxonomy places the organism in Eukaryota, Metazoa, Chordata, Mammalia, Lagomorpha, Leporidae.